ACCCACGCGCUCUGACUCCAGCUCGUGAGCGCUGUCUGCCUCGCAUCCUCCCUCUCCCAUGUUUUCUCUCCGCCGCCCCCUCAUCCAUCCGGAUUGGACUCCUUCUCCUUCAAAAGCAGUUCGGGUGCUCGGCGCUUUCCCAUACCCCUGCUCCGCGGACCCUUCGGUCUCCUUCCCUAUUUAACCUCAGCCUUCUGAGAGAGUUGCCACGUCUCUAAGCCCUAACCCCAACACACACACGCAUUCACACGCAGACACGCACGUUUCCUGUCGCUGUGUGACACCCACCCUCUGCCGCACGGCCGCGCGGUCCCCGCGCGGUGCCCUCCUCCCGCCACACUCACACACGCACGCAGGCGCGCGCAGAGCCGAGCGGAGGCAGCUUGCCGACAGUUCGCACUCGGAGGCGACCCGCUCCAGUCUCACAGCGCUGAUGGCAUCUCCAGGCUCAGGCUUUUGGUCCUUCGGGUCUGAAGAUGGCUCCGGGGAUCCCGAGAACCCCGGCACAGCGAGAGCCUGGUGUCAGGUGGCCCAGAAGUUCACGGGAGGCAUCGGAAACAAGCUGUGCGCCCUGCUCUACGGAGACGCCGAGAAGCCGGCGGAGAGUGGCGGGAGCGAGCCCCCGCGGGCCACCUCCCGGAAGGCCGCCUGCGCUUGUAAUCAGAAGCCUUGCAGCUGCCCCAAAGCGGAUAUCAACUAUGCGUUUCUACAUGCAACAGACCUGCUGCCAGCGUGUGAUGGAGAAAGGCCCACUUUGGCGUUUCUGCAAGAUGUUAUGGACAUUUUGCUUCAGUAUGUGGUGAAAAGUUUCGAUAGAUCAACCAAAGUGAUUGAUUUCCAUUACCCUAAUGAGCUCCUUCAAGAGUAUAACUGGGAAUUGGCAGACCAACCACAAAAUUUGGAGGAAAUUUUGAUGCAUUGUCAAACGACUCUGAAGUAUGCAAUUAAAACAGGGCAUCCGAGAUAUUUCAAUCAACUUUCCACGGGACUGGAUAUGGUUGGAUUAGCAGCAGACUGGCUGACAUCAACAGCAAACACCAACAUGUUCACCUAUGAAAUUGCUCCAGUAUUUGUGCUCUUGGAAUAUGUCACGCUAAAGAAAAUGAGAGAAAUCAUUGGCUGGCCAGGGGGCUCUGGCGAUGGGAUAUUUUCUCCUGGUGGCGCUAUAUCUAACAUGUAUGCCAUGCUGAUUGCACGCUUUAAGAUGUUCCCAGAAGUCAAGGAAAAAGGAAUGGCUGCUGUUCCCAGGCUCAUUGCCUUCACAUCCGAGCAUAGUCAUUUUUCUCUCAAGAAGGGAGCCGCAGCUUUGGGGAUUGGAACAGACAGCGUGAUUCUGAUUAAAUGCGAUGAGAGGGGGAAAAUGAUCCCAUCUGAUCUUGAAAGAAGGAUCCUUGAAGCCAAACAAAAAGGAUUUGUUCCUUUCCUUGUGAGCGCCACAGCUGGGACCACCGUGUAUGGAGCAUUUGACCCCCUCUUGGCAGUUGCUGACAUUUGCAAAAAGUACAAGAUCUGGAUGCAUGUGGAUGCAGCUUGGGGUGGGGGAUUACUGAUGUCCCGGAAGCACAAAUGGAAACUGAGCGGCGUGGAGAGGGCCAACUCUGUGACAUGGAACCCACACAAGAUGAUGGGUGUCCCUUUGCAGUGCUCUGCUCUACUGGUUAGAGAAGAGGGAUUGAUGCAGAGUUGCAACCAGAUGCAUGCCUCCUACCUCUUCCAGCAAGAUAAACACUACGACCUGUCCUACGACACUGGGGACAAGGCCUUACAGUGCGGACGCCACGUUGAUGUUUUCAAAUUAUGGCUAAUGUGGAGGGCAAAGGGCACCACUGGGUUUGAAGCACAUAUUGAUAAGUGCUUGGAGCUGGCAGAGUAUUUAUACAAUACCAUAAAAAACCGAGAAGGAUACGAAAUGGUGUUUGACGGAAAGCCUCAGCACACAAACGUCUGUUUCUGGUACGUGCCCCCAAGUUUGCGUGUCCUGGAAGACAACGAAGAGAGAAUGAGCCGCCUCUCAAAGGUGGCCCCAGUGAUUAAAGCCAGAAUGAUGGAGUACGGGACCACAAUGGUCAGCUACCAGCCCUUGGGAGACAAGGUCAAUUUCUUCCGCAUGGUCAUCUCAAAUCCCGCAGCAACUCACCAAGACAUUGACUUCCUGAUUGAAGAAAUAGAACGCCUUGGACAAGAUUUAUAAUAACAUAGCUCACUAAGCUGUUUCAGUUCUCUAGGUAGACAAUUAAGUUGUCACAAACUGUGUGAA
This is a messenger RNA of Callorhinus ursinus (northern fur seal), 2257 nucleotides long. It is a transcript of the gene GAD2, whose product is annotated as glutamate decarboxylase 2. The record is from RefSeq and is a predicted model, not a curated record. Gene Ontology annotation, cellular component: cytoplasm. Lineage: Eukaryota; Metazoa; Chordata; Mammalia; Carnivora; Otariidae. Gene Ontology annotation, molecular function: pyridoxal phosphate binding; glutamate decarboxylase activity. Gene Ontology annotation, biological process: GABA shunt; GABA biosynthetic process.